UUACCUUUUAUCCAAUAUGCCAAAUGUGGUGGAAAUGUUGUCCCUCUCUUGAAUCCCACUGAGAGCGGACUUACCAAAUAACACAAUAAGCAGAUCUAAUUUUGAACCCUGAAUCUGUGCCGCAGAGGCCAUGAGGCUUUCCGCGUCACGUUUGUGAAGGUUGGGAAGAGACGCUCUGCCAGAUGUAACAGGCGCGCUGUCCACAUCGAUAUCAUUCCAGUGGUGAGAUCCAGAGCCUAUCCAGAGACGCGCAGGUUACAGCCUUCAGAAACUGUGCUUGUCCUCGUUAACGGUAAAGAGGAGUUGGGGUACAACCAGGGGACCCCCAAUCGGUGACGUCACAGUAGAAUAGGGGAACGGGGCAGCGAGAGCAGAAAGGAGUUCAACUUUUGUUUGGUCGAGUUAACCCGAACUCCAAGAAACUCCCGGUCGGUCCCUUGUUUUCUCUCGCGAAGGCAACGAAAUGGGCUGCUUUGAGUGCUGCAUCAAGUGUCUGGGAGGUGUUCCCUAUGCCUCGCUGGUGGCCACUGUCCUGUGCUUCUCGGGCGUGGCCCUGUUCUGUGGGUGUGGUCAUGUGGCUUUGACAGGGACCCUGACCAUGCUGGAGAACCACUUUUCACGCGUGCCAACCGACCAUGCCACCCUCACCAACGUGGUGCAGAUCCUGCAGUACAUCAUCUAUGGCAUUGCCCCCUUCUUCUUCGUGUACGGCAUCAUUCUGCUGGCCGAGGGCUUCUACACCACCAGCGCUGUCAAGGACCUGCAGAACGAGUUCAAGACCAGCGUGUGUGGCCGCUGCAUCACUGGCAUGUUUGUCUUCCUGACUUACAUCCUGGGCCUGGCCUGGCUAGGCAUCUUUGGCUUCUCGGCGGUGCCAGUCUUUCUCUUCUACAACAUGUGGACUACCUGUAACGCCAUGAAGUCACCUGUGGCCAACAUCACCUCCCCUGAAAACAUCUGUGUGGAUGUCAGGCAGUACGGUGUGAUCCCCUGGAACGCCACGCCUGGAAAAGCCUGUGGCUCUACCCUGAAUGACAUCUGCAACACUAGUGAUUUUUACCUGUCCUACCACCUGUACAUUGUGGCUUGUGCCGGCGCUGGAGCCACUGUCAUUGCUCUGAUCCACUAUCUCAUGAUCCUGGCAGCCAACUGGGCCUACCUGAAGGACGCCUGCCAGACCCACGCCUACCAAGACAUCAAGACCAAGGACGACCAGGAGCUGACGGACGUGCAGUCACGCUCCAAGGAGGCCAUCAACUCCUACUCAUAAGGGCCAGACCACAGCACACACACACACACACACACACACACACACACACACACACACACACACACACACACACACACACACACCCCUCUCCGUCACCACCCUUUUCCCUCUCCUCUCUUUCUCUCUCUCAAACACACACAUACAGUACAUGCAAGCACAUGCAAACAUACACAGAUACCAACACACACACACACACACAAACACACCCACACACACACAUACACACACAAACACAUAAGCACACACAGCUGCAAUCCCCCCACCUCAACCCUCAGGCUGCACACUGCUGACUAACAUGGCUCAGUGCUGCUUCUCCCUCCCACCACGUGACAUGACAGCCUUGUGAGGCUCCCAUAACCGUGACAUGAACACCGGCUUGUCGUUUUUUCAAAACUUUUAUUUUUUUGUUUCUUUUUAAAAAAAAAAAAGAAAUAGUUUUGUGGCAAUGCAUGUGAAAUGCCUUAAUGGAGUCGCAGUGUGUUCAGUUCGUUUCGGGUCCCGCUGUAGGUCACAGGAGGACCGAAUGGACGCGAGCACGCUGUGACCCUGUCGGGUGAUUUUUCCAGUGUUUGUGGUGGACUGUCUAAAAGUGUCCGUGUGUCGUGUCAAGACUGUGACGCCUCAGCUCAUGCUUCAUGGCGCGUGGUGGAGGCGAAGUGCCACCCACAACUCUUAACUGUCUGCACUAACUCAACCAGGACGUUUCACAGGAACUUCCUUUUUUUGGUGUUUUAUACAUUUAAAUAUAAAUAUAAAUAUAUAAAUAUAUAAAUAUAUAACUGUGUGAAUGUGUAUGAAUGUUGUUGUUUUUCUAACUCUUAAAAAGUAUGUCAGGUUUAAUAUAACCUCUUUCAGCUCUCUUGCUCUCUCUCUUUCUCAGUUACUUCCUACAUUUUUGUUUUCUGAACCUUUUUUAUGGUUAUACUUGACACAUUCACUGCUGUAAAAUCAGACAAAAUCCACACUCUUUCAUAACUCACACACUUAUAAAAAAAAUCAGACUACAGAUCUGUGUGGAUCACUUUUACUCGGCUAAAUUCAGAGAAAACAGCGGCAAAAAAAGAAAAAAAAUGUGAGGAUCUGCUAUUAAUGUCGCUAUUUCAAUGGACAAUUUCACAUUAAUGCACAGAAGUGGAAAUAUUAUAGGGUAUGCUUGUCCUCAAAUAUAUAACAUGCCUGAAGAAUGAUAAAUAUUUGGUUUGCACAUAUUGUCUCAAGUAAGCUUAUAAUUUAUCAGACUGAAUAUUUUGAUCUCAGCUCUAGAACAUUCUACAACUCUCUGAAGGGAUAUCCUUUAAAAAAUCAAGCAAUCAUAUUCUUGGCAUUUUUAUCUUCCCGGUGGAAAAUUAAUUUAAAGUAUUGCUUAUUGAUAUUUUUUAUUUCUUUUUGAAUUUUAACAAUGUUGGUCUUCACAGUGUUCAAAGAUGCAGCCAUGUAACAUAUAUUCUUGAAUCGGUGGAAAAAAAAGUAAAUUAACUAUCUAUAUAAUCUUAGUGUUUUGACUCAGCAGUUUGAUGGCAGCUGACACUUUUCCUAAAUGAGCUACUGUGUAACAUUGCUUGGAUUUUAUCUUGGGAUUGAUUUACAAACUUGUGGUUUUAGCAGCAUUUGUGUCCUUAUUCUACUCUCCUGGCAACCCUGGUGGUAACCUGACAUGUCUGUGGAAUACUAACUAACUCUCCAUGUUAUUGGAUAAGUGCUCCUGAAAACUGCCAUGUUAACAUCCACUGUGUCACAGUACGGUAUUUAUGGUCAGGCACCUUUUUUGGGGGACUGUCUUUGAAGGGCCCUCCUUAACAGCAUUGCAACACUCAUGGCAUGAAUCAAGGCUUAAGAUGUAUUUAAUGUAUUUAAUACAGCUAUGUCCAUCCAUACAACUUCAACUCCUGUCAUAUUACUUGGCAUGCCAUGGCUAUGUAGCCUGCAACAUAUUGACACAAGAUAUUCCAUAAUGUUCUAAUUCUAAAUGAAUGCUUAUUGAUGUGUCACUUGCAUUUCAUGUUGGAAUUGUGUGGUUAAGAAGGCCCCCAUCAAAGAGUAAUUUGUCUCCCUGAGUUAUUAUAUUUAAAGGUUUUUAACCACUCUUACACAGUUGUGAUUAAUCUUUUAGCAUACAGUUUUUUUCUUUCUUUUUAAAGUUGAAAGCAUGUUACCCACACCAAGGUUGAACUGCAAAAACCAUAACCUGUGUGUUUUGGUUCCUGCCAAUGUGUCCACCGAUCGCAAUCUCAGUCUUGAUCUCUCCCAUUUUUGUAUCAGAAGACGUGUGCCUGGAUGUUUUGUUGUUCCCUUUUUAUUGCAUGAUGGAAAGAUAACCUUGACCUCCUCUCCCUAAUCUGUAGGUGAUGUGAUGUCAGAAGUAUGGUAGGCAGUGUUCACCCUUGUAAACCCCUCCCCCUCUUUCUCAAGAUAAUCCACUGUGCUUUGAUGGAAUUGUAGUUCUAGUUGUUCCAUAGUCCAUUUUCUUUGGAAAAAGUUGACGGUUUUAUGACUCCUGUAUAGUGAUGAUUUUUGUACCCUUCUCUAGUAAAACUGAUAUUUUCUAAGAUCGCCAA
This is a messenger RNA of Alosa sapidissima (American shad), 3825 nucleotides long. RefSeq names its product neuronal membrane glycoprotein M6-b-like. Gene Ontology annotation, cellular component: plasma membrane; myelin sheath. Bases 464 to 1270 code for a protein of 268 amino acids. Lineage: Eukaryota; Metazoa; Chordata; Actinopteri; Clupeiformes; Clupeidae. Gene Ontology annotation, molecular function: structural constituent of myelin sheath. Gene Ontology annotation, biological process: axon development; central nervous system myelination. The transcript is spliced from 7 exons. The record is from RefSeq and is a predicted model, not a curated record.